AAGUCGGCCUCUGACAAACAACAGACGAGAAACGCGCCGUUUUCCCUUUGCGUAAAACAGUUCCAGACAUGGAGAGGUCAGUCAGGUUUGCCGUGGUUUGCGUCGGAGUGUCUCUGCUCAUCUCCUGCCAUCCAGCCGAAGCCUGGUACAAGCAGUCCACCGGGCCCAGCUACUACUCGGUGGGGCGCGCCUCCGGUCUGCUGUCCGGUAUCAGGAGGUCGCCUUACGUCCGCAGGUCCGAGUCCGAGGAUACGCUGGUGGACAGCGGGGAGACGGUGGGAAACAACGUGACCCCAGAGACCAACAGGCAGAUCUCCAUCCUCAAAAGCAUGGCCAUCUGCGUCAAAGACAUCUCUCCAAACCUGAAGAGCUGCGAGCUGCUGCCGGACGGGACGGGCACCUUCCAGUGUAAGGCGGACGUCUUCCUCACCCUGGACUCCCUGGACUGCCUGUCCGCGUGAGUCCCACGCGGAACAGGACCACGCACCGAUCCCCGGGAGCGCCUCUCUUGUAACGAAAGAUGAAGGAAAGCAAAGAGGGGCUGGAGGAGUGUGUGAGGUGGGGAUAGCGCAGAGGAAAACCUGAUCACUGUCAACGAUGGACCGCCGCGGACUCUGAAUGUUCUCUUGUUUGAAAAUACCUUUUGCUUUGUGUAGAAAAAGAGAUGUUAGUUGAUCUUCUUUCCAGGUGACUUCCCAUCUUUACUGUUUAAACCCCUGACAUGUACCCUCCCUUGCCAAAAUGUAUUAAAUGUCCAGAACGUUAACUGCAGAGCAGAUUUCCUGGAAAGU
This is a messenger RNA of Notothenia coriiceps (black rockcod), 791 nucleotides long. RefSeq names its product neuropeptide B (gene npb). The transcript is spliced from 2 exons. The coding region runs from base 69 to 461 and encodes 130 amino acids. Gene Ontology annotation, biological process: feeding behavior; G protein-coupled receptor signaling pathway. Lineage: Eukaryota; Metazoa; Chordata; Actinopteri; Perciformes; Nototheniidae. The record is from RefSeq and is a predicted model, not a curated record. Gene Ontology annotation, molecular function: G protein-coupled receptor binding.